Abrus precatorius (Indian licorice) is the source of this 2176-nucleotide messenger RNA. Its product is annotated as protein ENHANCED PSEUDOMONAS SUSCEPTIBILTY 1-like. The record is from RefSeq and is a predicted model, not a curated record. Bases 38 to 1417 code for a protein of 459 amino acids. The transcript is spliced from 2 exons. NCBI's taxonomy places the organism in Eukaryota, Viridiplantae, Streptophyta, Magnoliopsida, Fabales, Fabaceae.
AGAAUUGAGUUCUGGAGUUUGAGUGACUAUCUGGAAGAUGAGUACCUUUGCCGUUCAACGUGUUUCCGAAUGCUUCAUCAAGCCGCAACACCCCACCAAAGAGUCAAAUCAAAUAUGUUAUUUAACACCUUGGGAUCUGGCUGCUUUGUCAAUAAGCUAUAUCCAGCAUGGCCUGCUCUUCAAGAAGCCCACGAAUGUUGCUGAUAACCAAGAUUCCAUCCAAAAUCUGUUGGACAAACUCAAACACUCACUUUCUCAGACACUCUUCCAUUUCUAUCCUUUGGUUGGACGCCUUGUCACCCAGAAAACCCAAGAUCCUCCCUCUUAUGUUGUAUUUGUUGAUUGUAGCAACAGUGAUGGAGCCAAAUUCAUCUAUGCAACUGUAGAUCUGACCAUAUCUGACAUCCUAUCCUCCGUUUAUGUUCCACCCAUUGUCCAAUCAUUAUUUGAUCACCACAAAGCAAUUAACCAUGACGGUCAUGCCAUGCCCUUGUUGUCCAUCCAAGUCACUGAGCUAGUGGACGGUGUUUUCAUAGGUUGUUCCAUGAACCAUGCUGUUGCGGAUGGCACUUCUUUUUGGAAUUUCUUUAAUACGUGGUCUGAGAUCUUUCAAGCUCAAGCUCAAGGGCAUGAAUGCGACUUUCCGAUUUCACACCAACCCGUUAUCAAACGCUGGUUUCCAGAGGGUUGUGAUCCAUUAAUCAAUCUUCCCUUCAAACAUCACGACGAGUUUAUUAGAAGAGAAGAACCACUCUUGGUGAGAGAGAGAAUAUUCCACAUUUCAGCAGAGUCAAUUGCGAAACUGAAAGCAAAGGCCAACUCAGAGUCCAAUACCACCCAAAUCUCUUCGUUCCAAUCAUUAUCAGCACUUGUUUGGAGAUCCAUAACUCGUGCGCGCGGACUGCCGCAUGAGAAGAGAACAUCUUGCAAGUUUGCUAUAAACAAUCGAACAAGGAUGGAACCACCACUGUCUCCGGAAUACUUUGGAAACGCAAUUGAUGGGGUGGGUGCAGAAACGACUGCAGGGGAAUUGCUUGAGAAUAAUCUAGGCUGGGCAGCAUGGAAGUUGCACUUGGCUGUUGCAAACUAUAACAAUACAGUUGCGCAGCAAAAGGUCGAACAGUGGCUGCAGCGUCCUAUGAUAUAUCAACUUGGUUGGUCAUUUUACUCGUCUAGUGUGACCAUGGGUAACUCGCCCAGGUUCAAUGUGUAUGGGAUUGAAUUUGGAACUGGGAAAGCAGUGGCCGUUAGAAAUGGACAUGCCAUCAAAUUUGAUGGGUAUGUGUCAUCGUACCCUGGUCGUGAAGGAGGGGGAAGCGUGGAUUUGGAAGUGUGUCUUUUCCCAGAAAACAUGACUGCCCUGGAAUCGGACGAGGAGUGGAUGAAUGCAGUUUCAGUGUCCAAUCCCUUGUCCUAAGUUGGUAACGUGUAGUGGAUUUGCCUGGAGACCGUAUAAAUUCACUUUUACUUUGUAUUGUUGCAUUAUGAUUGAAGGUUUUUUAUCAGCUCUUCCUUAAAAAAUUAAUAAGCUACUAAUUAACUAACCAUUAAAAAGGCUCAUGGUCAAGCUAAAAGCUGAGUUUAAAAUUAUUUAACAGACCCUAUUUCUAUUUGUUUAGUGAAGUAAAAUUUUCUUUAGUAUUAGGAGUAAUGAUAUUCUAACACCCAAUUUUAGUAUGUAUACCAGUUGUAUAGGGUUAAAAUAGCAUUACUUCAAGUAUUUAUACUAGUAUAAAAGCACUACACUUACUAUCCAGCAAUGCCAAUGCUUUUGAACUUAGUUUAGUAACUCUUGUUUAUGUUAACGAAUUUUAACUUGAGUCUCUUUUUUCACGUCCCUUAGGUACUGCUUGAUGUUCUGAGAAGAGAAAAAGAGCAAGAAUAGGAAGGGUGGAAUUCUACUACGUCAAUAUCUUUCAGUGCUUUUUAGAUGCCUUUUCCCUGCACACUCUCCUACUCAGAACCAGCAUUGUUCGUCCUUCAAAUCAAAUCCUCCUCUUUCUAAUUCCAACAAAGAGAGGGAAUCAUUUUGUUCAACCAAAGUCUGUGGAACCAUUACCUAUGGAAACUUUUUUUUUUUUUUAUAGCCAUAAACAUUGCCAAUGUUGAUGGAUGUGGAAUAGACGAAAGCUUCAAUAUAUUUUAUAUGAAAGUAAUGUUCUUCAAAAUUAGAUGC